CGGGAGGUGGCGGUGCUGGUAUUGGGGAGAGCGGGCAGCAGCAGCCGCCUGCUGCUACCACACCACCACCACCCCUGAACGGCAGCAGCUGCUGCUGGCCGCUUGCAGCGGAGGAGCUGCAGCAGCUGACCCAGUGCUUUACGGCCAUGCCGGCAUUGCAGGUGUUGGAGCUGCGCGGGCUGUCAGGUGCGCAGGUGGACGAGGUGUAUGCGGCGCUGCUGGGGCGACCCACGUUGAACACCAAGGCGUCAGGCGGGGGCUGGGUGGAGUGGAUCAGCCCGGAUACGCCGCGUAUCUCCUUUGCCAACUGGCGAGGCCUGCACCGAUGCGAC
Molecule: messenger RNA, 332 nt
Organism: Astrephomene gubernaculifera
Lineage: Eukaryota; Viridiplantae; Chlorophyta; Chlorophyceae; Chlamydomonadales; Astrephomenaceae
Source: the annotation of a GenBank genome assembly